AUGGAGUCUUGGGAUUUUGGAAAGAGAUGGGCGAAUGACGAAGUGGCGAUUGGCCAAUGCGUAUUGAGGCCUACGGGUGUGACGACACGCAGGCCGGCUUGGCAACAGAGUUUGAGCCUAGCCUGUCAUCCUCCUCACGAAGCCGAGACUGAAGUCAUCUCCCUCUCAGCGGCCCUCCAAUCCCGUGAACAGCUUCGGGGUGUUGUACAGGAUGACUUCACUGACGAGCGCAAGGAAGGCUUUUUUAUUCUGUUUUCUUACACAACCCGUGGCUACCAACCUUCAUCACCAAAGACUAACCAUACUAUCUCAGUAAUGACCUUGAAGUCUCGGCUCAUCUGUCGUGGACAGCUAAGCAGCCAGUUGUUCAUUUAUCAUAGCUGGAUUCUGGCGACGCAGAUACUUGACCAAUAUGCCAUGCAUCUGGCUGGCCCUUUGUUCAAGUGA
Messenger RNA from Colletotrichum lupini, 447 nucleotides. RefSeq lists its product as uncharacterized. The coding region runs from base 1 to 447 and encodes 148 amino acids. The transcript is spliced from 6 exons. Lineage: Eukaryota; Fungi; Ascomycota; Sordariomycetes; Glomerellales; Glomerellaceae. The record is from RefSeq and is a predicted model, not a curated record.